UGCUUUGGCUCAGUACGUUUUUAGCUUUGGAGUGAUCCGGACGAUACACACUCAGUGGUGCUGUUGUCCCGUGAGGAUCAAUUUCACAUAUUUUUAUUUGCACUAUUUUUAUGUGUUUCGUACAUAUCUGUGUUCUCUGUACUGCUUUGUAGUGAACUACCGUGUUGAACGUUAUAAAUUUGGCGGUAUUUAUUUUAAAAGAGUUUUCUUUUUGUAAAGUGAAGUGAGAUAUAAUGCCAUGAAUAGGUGAUUUAGUGCAAAAAUUUCAAAAAUCAUUAAGCACAGGAACUGUGAUUGUGUAGGGGAGUAAAAUCUCGUUCAUUGAGUAAAAUUUGGUAUUGGCGGCCGUGUAGUGGUGCGAUGUUGUCCGUCCGUUCAUCCCUCUCAUAAGAAAGUGGCAGAGCGUGAGUCGUCGGUGUUGCACUUUGCUGGCUGAACAGAAGAAAGGAGCGAGUUGGGAGAGAAGCAUCAUUGAGAGUAUCAGACCGCCGCAGCUUGUUUGUGUGAGUGCUGGUGUGCGGUUUUUGCCUCAGAGGCGCGCGAGUGUGUGUAGUGUGUAAUUAGUUUUCUUUGCGAAUUCCGCAAAAAAAAGUUUAUUCGCCGAGGGGCAAUAUUGCGGAUUGCGAUCGGGAUUAGGUGAUAAAUUUGUGCAAAAGAAGAAAAACUUAUGCCGGAGUUUGGGUGUAUGCAUCGGUGAAAUACCACCUCCUUAGGUGAGCUGUGUGCGUGCAUAGUUCAGAACUAAUACUCGGCCAGCAGGAAAGGUGAGCGGUAUACUCAAGUUUGCAGACUUAAUUAGAGGAAGCCGGUUCUGGUAGGAAGUCAUUCACAGAUUUGAGCAGUGUGCUCUCGAAUUGGCCACAGUCUGACUAUGUCCGUUAUUGUGUAACUUCCCAAGUCCCACUACAUCUCGGCAAGAACGGAACGCUUACCGGACUUCCGUAUUAACCACUUGAGCCGUACACACAAAUCAUAAGAAAUAUGGCAGUCUUGAAACGGCCAACAUUGCUAAUCAGCUAUGCUGGCUGGUUGCACUUGUUGAUUCUGUGCGGCUGUUACUGGCACGCAUCGAACGCAAACACGGUUCCUUUGGCUGGACCAACCGGCGGAAAUAGCAGCGAAAACCAGCUGCAGUUGCACAAUGAGAGCACUCCCUCCAGCUCGAAUGGCGGCAAACGAACCUGCUCCACCGUGCAUCCCAUCUUCGAGCAGCGAGGCUUCAAUGUGGCAAACUGGCCUGUCGACCCAGUUACAGAUAAACCACUGCGAUACUGUGAAGUGCCGCCCGGAGGCACCUGCUGUACGCAUACCGUCGAGAACAAGCUGGCGGUCCAUGCGAAAACUCUGCUGGAGCGGAACACCAAAGACUCAAUCACGAAGCUGUCCGCGGUGCUGGGCAGCCGGGCACAAAAGUUCAAUGAUUUUUUCAAACAGUUGCUCACAGAAUCAAAGGCUGAAUUUCACGCCAUGUUCAAGCGGACGUACGGCACAAUCUACGAACAGAACGCGUACGUGUUUUCCGAUCUAUUCACCGAACUGGAGCGAUACUACGCCAACGGCAAGGUGGAUCUCGGUGAAGCAAUGGAUUCGUUCUUCAACGUGCUCUACCAAAAGAUGUUCACCGUACUAAACUCGCAGUACACGUUCAACACUAAGUACCUCGGUUGCGUUAGUGAGCACAUGAAGGAGUUGAAACCAUUCGGAGAUGUUCCCGACAAGCUGUCGGUGCAGAUCAAGCGAUCGUUUGUCGCGACACGCACAUUUGCCCAGGCGCUCAACUCGGCUGCUGAUGUCGCCAAAAACAUGGUUAACGUACGGCUAACAGCUGAAUGCACAGCAGCAUUGACAAAAAUGAGCACAUGCAACACUUGUGCAGGCUUCCUGGAGAAACCAUGCUCGGCGUACUGUGUAAACGUGAUGAAGGGUUGUCUGCAGAAUUACCUGGAGCUAGAUGCCGAAUGGGACUCGUUUGUGGCGACGAUGGAACGCGUGUCCGAUCGAUUGCUGGGACCGUUCAACAUCGUGAUGGUGGUCGAGCCAAUCAACAUCAAGAUCUCUGAAGCCAUCAUGAACUUUCAGGAAACUGGCCAGGACAUUUCCAACCGCGUGUUUCAAGGUUGCGGCAAACCAGCGCUAGGUCGCCGACGGAGGGCAACCAAUUUGGCCCCCCUCAUCGAACCGGAACUGUUGCGAAACCGACGCAACGUAGACAAUGCGGCGCAGCGCUCCUCGCAGGAUGACAGUGAUAUUUUCAUCCUCGACGACGAACACGUCCAGAACGAAAAGCAACAGAUAACGAAACGAUCAGCACAGGAUUCGUCUAGUCGCGAACUAAAGUACGAACCGGUCCAAUUCUCCAACGGAGAAAUCCAGUUCACCAACAACAACAGCCCGCCAAACCAGGCCCAGACCGGCGGCAACGCCAACACCAAUCGAAGCAAUAGACGCAAGAACAACCGAAAGCAAACGGACGACGAGGAUGGCAAUCGUGAGCCAAUCGAUAAGCUAGUGAAAGACAUUCGCCAGCGAGUAAAAGACUCGAAACGAUUCUGGUCCAACCUGCCGUACAUGUUGUGUAACAACGAAGAAGUGGCAGCACCUCCCGCCAGCGAUGGCAACUGCUGGAAUGGGAACACCGUCGAUAGAUAUCUGCACGUGAUCGCAUCGGAAACGGAAAAGAACCCAGAGUUCCCAAACCGGGCGGCCAACACCCGACAAAGCGCCAUCGUGCAACAGCAGUUGUACACGUUGCGAACCGCGAUAAGCCAGCUGAGAAAUGCCUACAAUGGCCACGAUGUCGAAUGGUCCGAUCAAGAGGACAGUUACGACGGCAGUGGUUCCGGAGGCGGAAGCGGUUUCGACGAAGAUGACGAUACCGGCUCCGGGUUGGGUCCGUGGGUGGACGAACCAACUGUUCCAGACUCGCCGACAGGCUCGGGAGCGGAGGGCAAGAGUGGCGGCAGCAGUAGUAGCGGCGGAAGUGCUGAAUUUGACUCCACCAGUCACAAAACGGUCACCGUGUUGGUGAGCAGUGUCGGCGGCAGCAGUAGUGGAACCUCGAGCACCACGGGAAGCGGUAGCUCACGAGUGCCCCCAAUGUCAAUAACAAGAGCGUUGCUUCAGUUCUUCUUGCCGCUGGUGAUGGCAUGGUUCGGCGGACUGUUUGCUGAUUUGCUGUGAUUUGAUCAAACCCUAGCUGUGGUGUAUUGUGUAUAUUUUUAUCUGUAUUAGUAUCUAGUUUAUACCGACCCUUUUAAAAAUGUAUGAUAGCCAGAAUGUGAGAUUAGAUCCUGCAGAAUGUGACGCGUAUGGAAAACGCACUUGAAGAAAACCGAAAGAUGUGCAUAUAUUUAUAGGUAGCGUUUUUUUUUAAUUUCCCAAAACAUGUGCUGUACGCGUUGAUAUGUGAUGAAGAUUACGUUGGACAGCUAGAAAAUUUAUGCAGUCAACCUUGGAUACGUAACCGACUUCUGAUAGCUUCUUAGAUUUCCAAAUAAUCUUGCAAUGAGAUUGAAGCUAGAUAGAAACACACGACUGCUUAUCUGCGUCUAUUUUAUUUUAAUCUCAUUGUAUGGAUUCCACUAACAAACCACUCUAACUGUAUGUAGGCGUCCUGAUAAUAAAAAAACAUAUUUUUCGUGUUAUGAAAGUGCAGCAUGUUGUACUCAAUCAUAUUUUUUCAAUAGAGUACCGAUACUUUGUGCCAGGGUUACUUACCUCCAUCCACUAACAAAAGUUUACGUUACAUGGCAGGCAUUUUCUAGCAUUUACAAAAAUCGCCAUUCCUACUUAAAAUUCAUUGUAUUAACAGUUAUCAUCUACUUAAAUGCGAAGGAAGUUUGGGAGAAAUGCGAUUUCAUAAUAUUAUAUAUUUAGGCCUUAUCACAACUCUAGUCAAAUUACAAAUAGAUAGUACCAUCUUCCUUCGUGUAUAUUGCAGAAUCUGUUUCACGGCCGAUGAAUUCCCAACUUAUCUUAUGUACAUUUAUUUCAGUUUCAAUAGUGAACAAUUUUAAACUCAUAAUCUAUACCUUAUUUUUUUAAAGUCUAGCCUGACUGCCCUGGAAACUCAUGAUUUGCCAACAGCCACAAAUAACGCUUUACGUACAGUUAACGAUCCUGUAUAUAUUUGGUUUUAAGAAAUUAGAUAGUACUUAUAUGGAGAAACGGUGAUGUAACAAAAGUAAGAGAACAAAAAAAAGCGAAGAAAACUAGUAUUAUUUAUUAACCCUCUCAGCAAUGGCAAUAUAUUUUAAUUUAUGUAGACGAAAUUUAUGUAUAACUAGCGCUAGAUAUAUCACCGAUGCGAAAAUUUAGUUCGAAACCCGCAAAAAUAAAUCUACUGCCGUGCUCUUUCUAUAAAAGUCUACUCAAAUCUCUUACCCGUUGCUGCAUUUACGUUGAGAGAGGGAUAGUAAAUCGUUGAUCAGUUUGACAAGAUGCGGAGGGAAGGCGAAGGUGUAUUAAAUACAGGGUUUUUAGUAACGUAAGAAACAUCCGAUGAUGUGGAAAUGCGCACAACACAACCAGUAUCCCAGUAUAAGCGAGCGUAUCCUGUGCAUUUAGGGCAAUAUUUGUUGAGGUAGUCGAAACAAAUGGCAGUAGAGAACGGCUAGUACGCAUCACCGGAUAACAUGUUCGAUGAUAAAAUUAAAUAGCGCUUCCUACCACAGUAAACAAUCCAUAAUCCCGAAGUGUAGCAGAAUGUAUUAAAUGUACCUUCCCAAGAAUAAAAGCAUACAAAAAGGGGUGAAUGCUCUUAUGUCCAACGAUUUAAAGCUAUACGAAAAUGUCCAACAGUGAGAUAGAAUGAACCUUUGUAAAUCUGUAACUUAUCGCUGAGAUGGUUCCAGUAUAUGAAUAUUGUAUAUGCGAUUAGGUAUGUAAAAUAUAAUCCAAUUUAUAAUAAA
Culex quinquefasciatus (southern house mosquito) is the source of this 4910-nucleotide messenger RNA. RefSeq names its product glypican-6 (gene dlp). The transcript is spliced from 9 exons. Gene Ontology annotation, cellular component: extracellular region; synapse; plasma membrane. The record is from RefSeq and is a predicted model, not a curated record. Lineage: Eukaryota; Metazoa; Arthropoda; Insecta; Diptera; Culicidae. The coding region runs from base 982 to 3180 and encodes 732 amino acids. Gene Ontology annotation, biological process: regulation of protein localization to membrane; regulation of signal transduction; cell migration.